CUCAGGUCAUCUGCAGCUGCAGCAAAGGAGAAGCAGGAAAGAUGGCGAUCAUCCAUUAGACCGACCGGGCGCACGCAUGAAAUACGAGGACAACUUUUGGGAGGAUCGCUUGAGGAGAAGACUGUACCAGUUUCCCUGAUUUUCCAGGGAGUGCUCCCUCUUUUCAGUGAUGGAGGUAUUGCAGUGUGAUGGCUGUGACUUCCGUGCCGAGUCAUACGAUGACUUGAAGACCCACAUUCAGGAAGUGCACACUGUUUUCCUGCAGCCUGCAGAUGCAGAUGAGUCUGACUCUCUGAAAGACGAGGAUGAAGAUGAGGAGGAAGAGGAGGAAUAUGAGGAUAAGGAUGACAAGGAUGACAAGGAUUAUACACCUCCUAAAGCUGGAAUGAGCCCCAACUCUUCUGACAAUUCCAACCAAACGUCACAAAAACUGACAGCUGAAACCCUUCUGCCGUUUUACCAGUGCAAGUUCUGCGUCCGUUACUUCAGAUCGAAAUCAUUCUUAAGAAACCACACCAAAAAAGUGCAUAAUGUUGUAGAGGAAGAUUCAGAUGCAAGCAUCUCCUCGGAGACAGCUAAGCAGCCCAGCUACACCGUUAUAAUGCACAAUGACCAUUCAAAGGUGUAUUCCUGUCAGUAUUGCACAUACAAGUCUCCACGCAAAGCAAGGAUAAUGAAACAUCAACUAAUGUAUCAUAACAAAGUUUCGUCAGAGAGCGCUGGAGAUCCCUCCGCUGAGACCGGAGAGGAGUGUGACUCGGCCAGCGCACUCAUGAAGGGAACAUUUGCCUGCGAAUGGUGCGACUAUCAGACCGACCAGAAGGAGAGCUGGACGAAUCACGUGGUGAAAGAACACAGCGACAAGGUCAAGAUAGUUUCCUGCAUUACGGAGGUGGAAGGGGAGGCAAGUGCAAGCUCACCCAAGCCAGAUUCUCCCUCCGCUUCCCAAAGCCCGACUAGAUCGAAGAUGAGCAUCACUGGAAAGGAAAAGUCAGUAGGAAAAACAGCAGAAGACACAUCGGGGGAGUCAGUCCCAGAGAUCUCGUCCUUUCAGUUUGCACAGAUUAGUGCAGUAACACCCAACAGCACAGGCUCCUCGAUUUUGUCCAAGAGGUUUGCUUCAUCUGAUGUCUCCAACAGUGUCAUAGGGAUGGAUGCCAACUUACUCAAUGAGGAAGACUCCAGGAGCAGCUUAGAGGAUGAUGAUGAUGAGGAAGAGCUGGGCGAUAUAGAUGAUCCCAGCUAUACUGGGACCUUGUCAGCAGAUGCAAAGCAGCUUUUAACCGACGAUGAUAAUAAAUUACUGGAGACAAAAGGAAUACCAUUUAGAAAGUACAUGAACCGAUUUCAGUGCCCCUUCUGCUCCUUCCUCACCAUGCACAGGCGGAGCAUCUCCCGCCAUAUUGAAAACAUUCACCUUUCUGGUAAAACCACAGUGUACAAAUGUGAUGAAUGCCCGUUUAUUUGCACCAGCCCUCUUAAACUCGGCACGCACAAACAGAGCCACAAUUCCUCAGAUUUAGAGACCAUGGACCUAACAAGUGACAGCCCAGAUCCUCAGAAUGACAGUGCAGCAGAGCCAGUUAAUGGGGGUAAUGUAAGUUCCAAAGUCAAUGGAAAAAGGAUAACCAGCACAUCGAACGACCAGCAGAACCCUCAUCGCUGCACACUCUGCAGCUUUUCUACCACCACUCUGAAAGGUCUGAGGGUUCACCAGCAGCAUAAGCAUUCCUACUGUGAUGACCUAGAUCCCACUGUCUUUGAAAGCCAACUCACUGACCAGCCGGACUCUGAAGCGGACGCUUCUCCAAUCUUUCUUCAAAAAACCCAGACCUCCAUUUUAGGACUUGCCACCAAAAAGCCCUUAGUAACAGGGAAAAGAGCCAGGAAGUCCAUUAACGACUUGCCUUUGGAUUUGUCUUCAGUUAAGAAGAGAACAAGAAUUGAUGAAAUUGCCAGUAACCUUCAAAGUAAGAUAAGCCAAAGCCAGCAGGACAUGAUCAUAAACCUAGAUGACAUGGAUGAUGAAGAUGCAGGAGAAAAUCACGCCAGUACUGAUAAAGAGGAUAGAGACGAUGACAAUAAAAACCCUGUCUUCACUUAUAACACACAGCAACUUCAUGCAAGAGAACCAGUGACCUCUCACGAGGGAGGCAGGAUAGGGAAAAGAAAAAGCAACCCUAAGUCAAAACCUAGAAACAUUCCUAUAUCCCUGACUCUCUCAGAUGAUAGCGAAAACAUCUCUGCCGACCCCAGUGAGAGUACUAUCCAAGAAAAUGCGGAUUAUUCAGAGGAACCAGGAACUACACGUUUCUACUGUAAACACUGUGAUUACCACAACAAAUCAGCUCGAAGCGUCAGCACCCAUUACCAGAGGAUGCACCCUUACAUCAAGUUCAGCUUCAAGUACAUCCUGGACCCUGAGGACCAGAGUGCGGUCUUCCGGUGCUUAGAGUGCUACAUUGAAUAUACAAAUUACAACGAUCUACACCAACACUACAUGGAUCACCACCCUGAAGCGAGCAAUGUACUCAACUUCAACCAACCAAAUCUGGUAUACAUGUGCCGCUUUUGCUCAUACACAAGCCCCAACGUUAGGAGCCUGAUGCCCCAUUACCAAAGAAUGCAUCCGACAGUGAAAAUUAACAAUGCUAUGAUCUUCUCGAGCUAUGUAGUGGAGCAGUCCCACAAGACAGGAGAAUCGCAAACCCUGAGGGAAAUAUUAAACUCUGGCCCCAAGAAUUUUAACUCCGCCACGUCAACCCCCAGGUCUUCCUCCAGCCCAGUGCUGAAAACCGUCUCCAAGACCCCUGAAGCCAGUGCUGAGACAGACCCUGUCAAAGAAUCUAUGAGUGGCAAUGUUGUUGUCUAUGAUUGUGAUAUGUGUUCGUUUGCUAGCCCCAACAUGCACUCUGUGUUGGUCCACUAUCAGAAGAAACACCCGGAGCAAAAGGCAUCUUAUUUCCGUAUACAGAAAACCAUGAAGGUCAUCUCAGUGGAUCAAUCACAGUCUGCUGCAAACUCUUCGUAUAAUCUCAGCAUGGCUACACCUCCAAAACAGCCGAGCGCAGCACUGUAUGGAUCAGACGAAGAAAUGUACUACUGUAAACAUUGCGUGUACAGCAACAGAUCUGUUGUUGGCGUGUUAGUCCAUUACCAAAAGAGACACCCAGAAGUGAAAGUGACAGCAAAAUAUAUCAAACAUGGGGCCCCCACCCCUGGUUUGAUGAAACUAAUGGAUGAAUUGCAAAUUGUGGCUCCCAAACAAUUUUUGAAGCAGUUUCAAAACAAUGGUCACGAUGGCUCUAACAACUCAAGCCCUAAACCAGGAAGUGGGGAGAAAGGUGAGGACGAGCUGUUCUUUUGUCAGCACUGUGAUUAUGGCAAUCGCACUGUAAAAGGAGUGCUUAUUCACUACCAGAAGAAGCACAGGGAAACCAAGGCCAAUGCUGACCUUGUACGUCGUCACACUGCUGUUGUCCGGAGUCAGCGUGAGCGUGCGCAGAUUGUUCAGUCGAGCAGUGUCUCUUCUGCCGUAAUCCCAGCCUCUACAGACCCCGACAACGCUACCUCCCUGCGUUCCCUUAAGUGCAGAAACUGUUCCUACACAUCCCCCUACGUGUACGCCCUAAAAAAACACCUGAAGAAAGAGCACCCCACUGUGAAGGCCACUGCUAUGACCAUUUUACACUGGGCUUACCAAGAUGGCAUUCUGGAGGCUGGCUACCACUGUGAAUGGUGCAUUUACUCCCACGCUGAACCCCAAGGCCUGCUGCUCCAUUACCAAAGACGCCAUCCUGAGCACAACGUCGAUUACACAUACAUGGCCAGCAAGCUAUGGGCUGGUCCAGAGACCACCCAACAAGGGGGAAAUAUGGAAACUAAACAUUACAAAUGCAGAGACUGUGCCUUUGAGGCCUGCACAAUAUGGGACAUCACUAGUCACUAUCAGGCAGUCCACCCAUGGGUCAUUAAAGGGGAUGAAUCUGUGCUUUUGGAUAUCAUCAAAGGAAAUGGCACAACAGACAAGAUCCACCAGCAGGUUGCCAAAGAACAUGUGUCUUUCAAUUGCCAGUCUGUUGAAGAUGAUGGAGCACUGCUCAUUGCUACCCCUCCUCAAGAAAGCAAUCCCCAUCCCCAACACCCACGUCUUUCCAUCUCUAGUAAUCCUUAUCAGUGUACUGUAUGUCUGUCAGAGUACAACAGUCUCCAUGGUCUCCUCACUCACUAUGGAAAGAAGCACCCAGGCAUGAAAGUAAAAGCUGCAGAUUUUGCACAGGAGGCAGACAUCAACCCCAGUUCUGUGUAUAAAUGCCGUCACUGUCCGUAUGUCAAUUCCCGAAUCCACGGUGUCCUGACACACUAUCAGAAGAGACACCCAUUAGUGAAAGUCACUGCGGAAGACUUUGCAGAUGAUAUAGAGCAAAUCACUGACUUAAAUGAAGGAGAUGACAAGUGCAAAACUCAAAGGCAGGGCUACGGCGCAUACAGAUGCAAAAUGUGCCCAUACACACAUGGCACACUGGAGAAACUCAAAAUCCACUAUGAGAAAUAUCACAAUCAGUCGGCCUCUGAUAUGUUCACUCCCUCUAUGACAAAUUUCACUCCAAGUAAAGAUACUGAGCCAGUAGCCGAAUGCAGUGCUAGUAAUAUAUCAAGUGCAGCGAAAGUCCAGGAGGUCAGUCAGUUGGACCUUGCCCUCUCCCAGUUACCCAUCAAUAAGACAGAGAAACACGCUGUAUUCAAGUGUCAACUCUGCAAAUACUUCUGCUCUACCAGGAAAGGCAUCGCUCGCCACUACCGUAUCAAGCACAACAACGUCCGUGCUCAGCCAGAAGGUAAAAACAAUGUCUUCAAAUGUGCUCUGUGUUCAUACACAAACCCUAUACGCAAAGGCCUGGCAGCACACUACCAGAAGCGGCAUGAUAUUGAUGCCUAUUAUACCCAUUGUCUGGCUGCUUCCAAGACUAUUAGUGAAAAGCCUAACAAAGUGGUGGCACCGCCGCCAUCAGAAGGGGACAAUUCAGAAAUGAGUGAAGACUUGCGUUUGGCUGUUGAGAGACGAAGGUGCUCUCUUUGCGCCUUCCAAGCCUUCAGCAGGAAGAGCAUUGUCUCACACUACAUUAAACGCCACCCAGGUGUCUUCCCCAAGAAGCAGCAUGCUAGCAAGCUUGGUCGCUACUUUACCGUUAUCUAUGCCAAAGAACCAGAGAAGAUUGUUGUCAGUGCAAUGGCAGAGGAAGACAAGGAAGUGCUGGAUGUUCCACUUGAACCUGAGCAGGACAGUGAUGUUGAAUGGCUGCCCUUCAAGUGUCUAAAAUGCUUCCGGUUGUCCUUCAGCUCAGGUGAGCUGCUCUCUAUGCACUACAACGACCACCACAGCAAUGACUUGAAGAGGGACUUUUUGGUAUCGCCUGGUCCCGGGGAUGAAGAUUCUGAGUUGUACCAGUGUUCUCACUGUGAGCUCAAGUUCCUGGCUCUACCAAUUCUGGCCAAACAUCUAUUGAACCACAAUGAGGAGUUUCAGAAGAGGGCCAUGAGGCAGGAGAGGAGGAGGCAGCUCCUCAGCAAACAGAAAGCCGCCGAACUACCUGAGGCCAAACCUGAGAAGGAAAGCCCUGUAAAUAAAGCUCCCAUAGGAUUCAGGUGUAACUUCUGCAGAGAGGUGCAUCCCACCCUCCGAGCCAUCUGCAACCACCUUAGGAAGCAUGUCCAGUAUGGAGAGGUCAAAGAGGGACACGUCAAGCAGGAAGUCAGCGAGGUCCCUCUGACGCUGCCUUCAGAGAGCCUCACUAACGGCGACCUGGAGGGGGAUGAAGCAGCUGAAGUAGAUGACCUCGAGACACCCGUGGCUACAAUUAUGGGCCCACCCUUGGUUUCCACAGCUUCCGGUGGUGCUGAGGUCGUUUCGGAGACACUGGAACCAGAAACUGAUGCUGUUGAAGGAAGGGCAGCGGCCCUCGUAGCUGCAGCGAGGGCCGUGGUGUCGGAGGAUCAACUGAAGCGGCGAUUAGCAUCAGGGGGUCACCCGUGUGCCCAGUGCGACCGAGUCUUCAUGUCCAUGCAGGGACUGAGGUCCCAUGAGAGGAGCCACUCAGCCAUGGCACUGUUCAGCAGAGAAGACAAAUACAGCUGCCAGUACUGCCAGUUCGUCUCACCCUUCAGACACAAUCUGGACAGACAUGUGCAGUCUCAUCACGGGCACCACAAGCCCUUCAAGUGCAAACUCUGCCCCUUUAAAUCUGCCUACGUGAGUCGCUUGAAGAGCCACCUGCAUAAGGCACACACAGGUGAGCAACACACAUACAAGUGCUUGUCGUGCCCCUUCUCCUCUAUGACCAUCAGCCAGCUGAAGGAGCACUCUCUGAGAGACCAUGGUGAGGCCCUGACCCUCCACAAACUCCGGGCUGCUACCCAGGCUGCUCAUGCCGCCCUCAGGCCCUCCCGGCUGGCCAGUAACACAGAGCAGGCUCCCUUGACCACGGAUGACCCAUCGUACCUGGAGCCAGCGGAUGUUCGUCAGCAGCUUAGUCAUUACCAGCUGGCCUCCCGCAGUCAAAUGUGUUCCAGCUCGAUACCUGGUGGCUCAACAGUGGCUGACAAUCGACCAGACGGCGUCCUCACCUGUGAGUUCUGCGAGUUCAGCUCUGGUUACAUGCAGAGCCUGCGGCGGCACUACAGGGAUCGCCACGGAGGGAAGAAGCUCUUCAAGUGCAAAGACUGUUCCUUUUUCACCUGCUACAAGAAUACCUUCACCAUGCACGUGGAGGCCGGUCACAACAACAAUGCACCUGACGACAUCCCCAAAGACCUGCGCUGCCCUCUCUGCCUCUAUCACACCAAACACAAGAGCAAUAUGAUUGACCACAUUGUCCUGCACAGAGAGGAGCGCGUGGGACCACUGGAGGUCAGCCGCUCCAAGCUGUCGCGCCACCUUCAGGGCCUGGUGUUCCGUUGCCACAAAUGCACCUUCACAUGCUCCAGCAACCAGGCCUUGCAGCUGCACCUGCAGAAGCAUGCCGAGAUAAAACCCUACCAGUGCCAGCUCUGUUAUUAUGACAGCAGUCGACGGAGCCAGCUUGAGGAGCAUCUACGCCUUGAGCACAAGGUCAUCCGGAACUUUGAGCUGAUGGGCCGGGUCAACCUGGACCAGCUGGAGAUGAUAAAGGAACAAGGGAGCAGCGCAGAGGAGGAAGACGAAAGAGAAAUGAUGGCGAUGGUUGCAGGCGCAAAGGUGGCUUCCGCAGAGGAGGAUGAGGAUGACGAAGAAGGAAUGGAGAUGAUGGAGAGCAUAGUGCGGGAGCAGAGGGAGGUGGAUGAUGAAGAGAUGGAGGGUAACAUCAAAGAGGAAGAGGAGGAGGAGGAGGAGGACAAAGAGGAAGAAGAAGUCAAGCAGGUGGAGCAAGAGAGGCCUGCCCUACAAGAGGUCCUUGCAUCUCCCAUCAGCAGCACCAGCAGCAGCUCUGGGCCGAGCGUCGUAGAGAAGCGUCUCCCCUGUGAGUUCUGCGGCCGCUGCUUCACCAACAGUCUGGAGUGGGAGCGCCAUGUCCUGCGUCAUGGCAUGAUGGUUAACAACAGCCGAAUGGACACCAGCUCCUCCGCAGUAGAGGCCUCAGCUUCAUCUUCCACUGGCUCCUCCAUCGUGAUGGACACAGGAUUGGACCUGUCCGGCAACAUAAAAGAGGAAGACUUAUCGCUGAGAAGUCAAAGCCAGUAUGUGGAAGACAAAGAAAUGCUCGACACCAAAAAGGAUCAACAGUUUGGUUGAACUGAUUGUGGCCUCUUGGGGUAUUGUGCUAGAAACUGAUAGCGUUUGGUAGGAUCAGCACUGAGUUGGAUCUUAAAAUAGGAUGUCAAAGGAAGAAAAAAGAUUGAAACUGAAAAAAGUGACUUCUUAAGAGUUGGCGCAUUACUAGAUUUUAGGUGUUACAUAUUUAAGUAUUAGGUUGUGCUGCAUAAAUCGGCUGAGCUCUUUAAAUGGGCAGUCCCCUAGGACAGAUCUUAUAUAUUGGUAACCAAUAGUGAACAGAACUCUUUAUUGCUGACAUUCUGGUCAAAUCUACAAUGACAUGAAAGAUCCCACCUAGAUAAAACUACGCUAUUUAUAAAGAAUGUUGUCCAAAAUGAAAAUGAUAAACUAAAUUUAGCAUUUUAUUAUUUGAAGCACCUUUUUACCCCCCCCCCCCCCCCCCCCCCCCCCCAUCCAAAACAGGGUUGCUGUAAAUCUACCUGAGAGGAACAAAUGAGAUAUGAAAGCAUUUACAACAGUAACCCACUGUAAAGCUACCUUCUCUUGUUGAGAUUCUUUUUUUCAUCUUGUGUUAAAUGUGUAGAAGUAUUCCUUGAGGAAGAGUCGCACCUUAUCUAUUUUAGUGAAAUCACAAAUCACAUUUUCUUCAUUCGUAGAGAUACAGACAAUGUAUGUAGCAAAUUGCUAUAUUUUAGGCCCCUUAAUAUUAUACUGCGUAUAAGCCUUCAGCCCGUGGCACCCCUUGCAAUUUGACUAUUUUAUUGUUCAGUAAUUUCACUGAUGUGAUGAAAUUAAGGAAGUAAUGGGAUUAGUUUAAAUCUCUCCUCCCCUGUAGGAUAUGAUGUUGUUUGUAUUCCAGGUUGAACAGUAUCACAGUAAACGUGCGCACCCCGCAGAUCCAUAUAACACAGAUAUGUUUAAUGUGUCAUGACUGUAACUAUAUGAUAUAGCAAUCUGUUAGGCUGAGCUUAGAAAUCGUUAGCCUGCAACGUAACUACAGGUUUGAACAAUAGUGGUGUAAUAUCAUCUUCUCAUCGUGAUCAAUAGACAGAGGUUACGCUUGUCUUUUCAGUGCAAAAUGUAUAAUUGGAUGUGACAGGAUCCAGCUCUGUCUUCUGACUGUAGGCGCAUCCACAAGUUUCUAAUAAAUGAUCAAGUUAAUGAUAUAUCACAGGUAUGUUGUUAAAGCAGAACCAGGACGCCCCUGGGCAUGGUCUGGCUGACUGGAUCACACUGUGCACAAACCACGUGUUGACCACCAAGGCUGAGUGUUGAAGCCCGAGUGCCUUAAAAUGCAGUUCCUCUAUUUGCCCCUAUAAGGCUAUAAUUGCUUUAAAAAAAAGACUCCAACUGGUUUGAAGUAACCACGAAAUCACCAAACUUAACUCUCAAAAUGCACCAGAAUUUCUGCUCUCAGCAGCUAAUUCCACGUCUUCAAAAGUUUCCCUUAGUGGCAAUUUGGAAAGUCAUUGGUCCAGGUUCCUCCAUUUCGGCCACAUUUGUAUUUCUAGGCUCCAAAUGACUGACAGGCUGGCGUCAAGGAUUGAACUCAAACCCAGUGCUUCAAAAAGUCCUUUCAGAAACUUAUGGCUGAUGCCACAGAAUCCACAGACGUGUUUCUCUGCAGUCUGUGAUCCAGUUUUGACAUGAUGGGAUACACUGAAAAGACAAGGGUAACCAGGUCAGAAAGCGCUAAAACCAUUUGUUUCCACGUAUAUAGAAUCUAUUUGCCACUGGGACUACAGGUUGAAAAUUGACUUUUUAAACGCAUCAAAUUCCCCAACUUUAACCCCUUUAAAUUCUCAUCCUGUGUGCUUCUUUUUAGACAAAGUUGUCACGUUAUUGUUGAUACUGACAAAAGGCAGAGAUUGUAUUUGUUGGAAGUUGCUGCUUGAAUGCCCUAAAGCCUUAUAAGAUGAUAAAUAGCAAAUAAGUCAAAUUUAUGUCCAAUUCCAGUGAGACCAAUAAGCAACGUUGUACAGUCUGAAAUUAACUGGCUGAUAGCGACAAAAUCAAAUUAGUAGAGGAGCACAAUUAAUGUAAUUGUGUUCUUGGUACCAAAAUAUUUACCAAGCCUGCUGUGUUUGCUGCUGUGAUUGUCCUUCCUGAGCAUUGAACCAUUGAUGGAAAUGGGAAAUCUGGGUUUGGACCAUAGGAUUUUGGAAUUAGAGUUCUACGGGUGGAACCCAGGUGAACUACAUGUUUGCAGCCAUGUAUAGAAAACAAAACUACUCGUUAAGUGUUUGAACUGUGGUGUUUCAGAAAGGAUACUUUAACCCUUUUUUCCUUUAGGUGUUCUCAUUUUAAAAAAAAAAGAAGAAAAAAAGAAAUCUAAAGAUGAUAGCUAACCCUUAGGGGCUUUUUGAGUCCCCAAUCCAACGUUAUUACACUGUCGUACAAUGUCUGGUUACAAUGAAAAAUAUCUCUUUUUUUUGUACUGUAAUGGGAAUGAGCAGAUAGGAAGAGCAGUGUCGUUGUACAAUAUUUAAACACGUGAAGGAAAAUGAUGCCGUUCUCUACUGAUUAAUGGCCAGGGCUUUUAUUGUGAAGGAGAAAACCGAGGCCGCGUAAGAGACAAGAAAAAAAUUGUUCCUUUGGGGGCAUUUACCUAAACUGCUUGGUCCUUUUCUGGGUUUGACCACCAUCUGGGUUCCCAGUCAGCCUAUCGAUCCCACUGAGAUCUAGCUCUAUGUCCAAUCUGACACUCCAGUAUCUUCUAUCCACGACCAGUAAGGGCAUCAGCUCACUUGCUCCUAGUAGGCCUGCCCGUAGUCUACCAAGUCAACAGUAGGUGGGAAUGUAGCAGCCCCACUAUGCUCCUCAGUCCUUGUAAUACCUGAACAACCGUUUGAGUUGGUGCUGAAUCUCGAAGCCCUUUUUCUGGUUUUCAGGACCAGCUUGUAGCUUUUUGAAAGUGAAACUGUUUGAAAACUGUUGUUGUAGAAAUAAGCUUUGUAAGGCAGCUUGUUGCCCAGCCUAAAGUCCAGUUAAAACACAUGAUGAACUGGGACGAACUGGGAAAUGAAGCUGUCAACCCAAAACUGUUUGUUGGUCUGUGAUCAUUUUAAUAGAAAAUGACUAUGAAUCCCUCACUGUGUGCAGUCACUAGACUGUAAUAUUCCCAGUUUACCCAAAGUUACGCCCCUGCUGACAACACACUGGAUACUUGUAUAUAUGUUUAGUUUGUUUCCGAUGCAUUUCUCUUUUCAGACUGUUGUCUCCAUAGUUUGACACUAGAAUCUCUCCUUCUUGCCUUUCUUCCCAUAUAAAUCUGAUUACCUGAUGGUGGGUUGUGAUGUUGCCUAGAAUGAUUGUUUACAAUUUUAUUCCAUUUAUCUCUGGAUAUUCUGUAAAUAUUGUAAUUCAUUGUCUUUUUUUAACUUGAUAAUAAAGUUAUCAGAUAAUGGUUAA
Messenger RNA from Chelmon rostratus (copperband butterflyfish), 11161 nucleotides. RefSeq names its product zinc finger protein 462 (gene znf462). Gene Ontology annotation, biological process: regulation of gene expression. Gene Ontology annotation, cellular component: nucleus. Lineage: Eukaryota; Metazoa; Chordata; Actinopteri; Chaetodontiformes; Chaetodontidae. Bases 170 to 7768 code for a protein of 2532 amino acids. The transcript has 13 exons. The record is from RefSeq and is a predicted model, not a curated record.